UAUCAGCGUCUAAAGCGUCUCUCCUCGAAGACGGUCGUUUGUCAAAAAGAUCCUCUAGCAGAAUUACCAUUUAAUUAUACGCGUAAAAGCUCGUUUCGACAGGUCGGUAUUUUCCGAGUUCCAAAUUACCUAAUUAUACUAGUAAUUAUUUCCCGAUAUCCUUCUAGAUAACUUAUGAUGUAAGUCAUGCUAAAUAACCAGAUAUGAUAAUGGGUUCUUAGAAGUAGUGUAAAUUAGCUUUUUAAUCAUUUGGUCUAGAAACAAUAUUGAUAUAUUGUAUCUUGGGUUUAAGUUAAUCUAUCAAAGUAUAAAUAAAAACAAGGGCAGGAUAUUGGACAAAGGUUAAAAUGAAGAGAAAUAAGUUGAAUUUAAAAUCUUAACAUACUCUUUAAUAUUGACGUUUCUCUUUUUAUCUUGCCGUAAAAGGACAAACAGCCAUUAGCAUAGGCCUAUUAGUUAAUUACGGAGCUCGUUUGUCAAUCAGAGACCAAUUUCUUUAAUUUUUAGUUGCGUACUAUUUGAAACGAAAGUUUCAAUAAUGAAACUUUAAGAAAUGAAUAGAAAUGAUUUACGGUUCACAAGAGAGGCAAAGAAGAAACAUGAAACAGAAAUUUCUUGUAAAAGAGGAAAACAGAGGAAGAAAGAAAAAAAAGAAAAGGAAUGGGAAGGACAAGAGAAAGAAAAUUAUAAUAGAAGAAAUAAAGAUAAUUAGGGGCUAGUGUUUUAUUGAUUGAAACGAGUGGAAUUUUUAAUAGAUUUCGAUAAUUGAAUUUUACAUUCUUUUAUUCCGACUUUCGUUUUAUUUCAACAAAACAGCCUUAACGUUUUCUAUUUACAAAGAUAUUAGCUCGUGUAAUUACUUGAUCUCUCCUCGUAUUCUGACAUUUAUUAACAGCAACAAAGUAGAAUACGCUACAGCAAUGUGUGAAAUAAAUAUACAUGUGUUUUAGAAGUUACCAAUAAAAUAAAUCUAAGGGAGAAGAGAGAUAUAAUAGCACAACAGGGGUUCAUCAAGUUCUAGAUAUACCAUUAGUUCCGCUUUUACUUAAACGCUUAAAUUAACGUUCACUUAUUUUUCUUUAGGUUUCUUAAAAACGAUCUAUUGGUCAUAGAAGGAUAAAUCGAUCAGUAUGGAUAAACACUCAGAAGUUAAUCAAUUAUGAAAUCAUGAAAUCAACAAUUCUUCUUCUUCUUCUUUCAAGCUUUAUGAUAAAAGUUUUAUCUCACAGUUGUGAAAUAUAUACAGUAAAUAAUCAAUUAAGCGCUCGUUGUAAUAAUUUGAAUCUUAAUGAAAUUCCGACCGAUCUUGAUUCACAAAUUAAAGUUCUCCGAUGUGAAUCAAAUCAUCUAACUUCUAUCUCCUCCGUAUCAUUCGUCCGUUACUUUCAACUGCAAGAAAUCUAUUUGAAGAAAAACCAGCUCAAAUCUAUACCGUAUAGACUAUUUUUUCCAGUUGAGAAUCUUCAAAUAUUGGAUUUAAGCCGAAAUCGCUUGGAAAGUAUACCAACGACAGCUUUAGAGUAUACGCCUAAACUCCGAGAAAUUAUUUUAAGUUAUAAUUAUAUUAAUAGAAUUGAUGAAUUCAGUUUUAAAAAUUUGGCCCGUUUACUGAAACUAGAUAUAUCCCACUGUCAUAUCCGCUUCAUUCAGCCAAACUCUCUUAAGAAUUUGAAAAGUCUCACAGAAUUAAAUGUUAUUGGUAAUGAACUUAAAGGUCUGAUAUCGACUACAAUUCUACCGAAAUCGUUAACAGUGUUCAGAUUACACCAUAAUAAAUGGAUAUGUGACUGCAAAUUGAGAUGGCUUCUGCAAUUUUUGACGAAUAACAAGCUGAAAAUUAGUUGGACUUUUGGUAAUAGAAUUCCAAGGUGCCAAAAUCCAGAAUUAUUAAAAGGUGUUAGGUGGACGGAAUUAAAUUCCACUAAUUUUGCUUGCGCUCCAACUAUCAUCAGAUAUACUUCGUACGUCUCCGUCAAUGCAACCUUGAAUUGCUUAUCAACUGGUGAUCCGCAACCGGAAGUAACAUGGUAUAAGAAGAAUUUACGGGUGACACCUUCCAAAAGGAACAGAAUAACCUUUUGGAGAACUUUCAAAAAAGCGUUAGAUAUUUUUCAUUAUAACAGCAGCCUAAAAAUUAUUAAUAUGACUGAAAAAGAUAUUGGUUUAUACAAGUGUGUAUCCUUGAAUUCAGCUGGUCGGUCGGAAGUGACAAUAUCUUUGUCUGGGUCCAGUUCAAUGCGUGCCGAGUCUAAUUGGGAAAAAAAGAAAUUAAGGGCUUUAAGUGCCAGUUUAACCUGCUUUCUUCUUGUGAUUUUAUGUAGUAUAAUAAGUAUUUUAAUGUUGAGAAUUAUUAAAAGGCGACGCUUAAGCGGCGUCUAUAGAAUUCAAAAUCAGGGAGCCGAAUCUGCUGGGUCAAAAUGUGAAGAGGAUGCAACCGCAUCCCCCCUCCAACAAAUCGAUUCUAUUACACAUAAGCAUGCUGAGACACCAAAUUCGACUCCCGACCUAUUGAAAAAUAAUUGGACGGAAGAGGAGGCGGUUGGUACUGCUGUCUAACAGUCAACAAUGUUGAUUGUGGAAAAGAAAAUAGAGAAUGAAUACGAAUGAAUAAAAAGAAGGAAGAAUGGUACAAUAGGAGGAAAAGAAAAAUAAGAGGGAAAAAAGAGAGAAAAAGGUGACGUUCUGAGAAUAAUAAAGGAUUGACGGAUAAAAAUAUAACGCUUCUAUAAUGUUCAGUGCGUCAGAUAAAGGAUUGCCCCCGAUCAUGUGUAACGUUCUUAAGUCCACUUGAUAGAGCCAUUCAAUUUAUUGGCAAAUUACUGUAGAUGGAGAGAAAAUUUCAACAUUUAAGAAAGAGAAAUUUUUCGGUUUACGUGGAAAUACAAAUUGAACAGUAAUAAGAAAAACAACAGCAACAAUAAUAACAACGACGACGAUCACGAUGAUAAUGCUUACAAAAAAAAAGAGAGAAAUAUUAAUCAUACUCCUUCCUCCUUGCUUUCUUUUCUAUUACAAAAUUUUUUUCCAAACUGUUCUUCCAUUUCUCUUUAAUAGAAAAUAUUCUCUAUUAAAACAGACAAAAAAAACAAUUUAUUAUAAGAUAACAAGAUAAUUCAUGCAUUUUUUAUCAAGUCUGGGACCUGAGAACAUUGUAACUCUAUUUUUCAAAGCUUAAUAUUGUAAUUGGAUCGUUUUUAUUGUUGAUCUUAUAUCGCAAAAAAAAAUCUGUAAAAAAUAUAAACUAAAAGAAAUUCACUCGGGGAACGUCCUAUUUCAAACAACGCCAUCUAUUAACCAUUAAAAAUGUAUUAAAACCAACUAUAAAUACAAUAUAUACAUAUUUACAUCUAUAAAUGUGGUAAUAUCUAUUUGUUUGAUUUUUUUUUAUACAAGAUAAUGUGAUUUUUGAAUAAAUAAGAUUAUUAUUCAUA
This is a messenger RNA of Dimorphilus gyrociliatus, 3431 nucleotides long. The record is from the annotation of a GenBank genome assembly. Lineage: Eukaryota; Metazoa; Annelida; Polychaeta; Dinophilidae.